GAAUUCUUACCACCGGAAGUCAUUCAAAUCGAAGGGGGAAACGUUUGCUGGCUACCCACUAAAGAAAAAAAACGCAUUUUUCAACUCAAAUGCUAUAACAAAUGCUUUAAGAAUAUAAAGAGAAUCUCGCGAGUCAUAUUAUUCUCCCUGUUUGAUAUGUGAUUGUUUUUUUGCAAGUGCUAAUGCUAACGGUAAGCUGUUGACUAGCCGAUUAGCUGACAGCUGAGUAAUAGGAACACAACGCAAAUUAAAACUACUGGGACAUUGCUCGGAGUGUAAACAUGGGUACCAAUGCCGAGCGGAAAUUUAUAAAUCUCCGAAAGCGUCUGGAUCAGUUGGGAUACAGGCAGCCGUUAGGCAUCGAGUCGUUGCCUUUAGUUGAAAAGCUUUUUAGCGAUUUAGUCCACACCACCGAAAGUCUUCGGAACGCCAAGCUCUCAGCUGGGAAGACAGAAAAGGAGAGUCGGAAUCUUGACGCUCUGCUGGAGCCGUAUAAGACAGAAAAUGCCCGACUCGUCCGAGAGAACAACGAACUGCACUUAGGGCUUCUUAAGUUGAAGGAGGAUAAGGACCGGACCACUCGAGAGCUAAAGGCUUUCAUCCGGAAACUGGACCACGAGACCUCGGAUCUAAAGUUCCUCAACAAUCAGUAUGUGCACAAGGUCCGCGUCCUGGAGAAGGACAGCAAAGCUAAAAGUGACCGCAUUCAGCAGCUUCAGGAGAAGAACAUGCAGGCUGUAGUGCAGACCCCAGGUGGGAAAAAGAGACCAAUCCCUUUCAGGCGCCAGCGGAUGCAGAUCGACGAACUCCUCCCUGCCUCCCAUGGCGUCUCUUCUCCAGUAGUGGCACAGCCCGAUGACCCGUACAUUGCCGAUCUUCUCCUGGUGGCUGACAACCGGAUUCAGGAGUUGCAGCAGGAAGUGACAGCGCUGAAGUUGGACUUGGAAAGAGCCCAGGGGGGUAUUAAGCACCUCAAUGCUCAGGUGGAGGAACGAGAUAAAGAGAUUGAGCGCCUGAAUCGGGCUCUAGAUGGAGGGCGCCCAUACGAUGUCAUUUCUCUGGAGGCUCAGAACAUCAGUAACGAAAAGCUCAUUGCUCAUUUGAACUUACAGAUUGAGUACCUGCAAGAGACAAACAGGGCAUUGGAGCAGAAGCUAGAUGGACUACAGCAGAAGAAGAAGACUGUUUUCAGUGAGGUGGCUGACCUGAGCGCAAGGAACCAGGAACUGUGCAGUGAACUCACCCAGAUAGACCAGCUCGCACAGCAGUUAGAGAGAGACAAAGAGAUGGUGUUGGAGACGGCUGACAUGGAGCUGCAAGAGGCCAUGAAAGAGAUUCAGCGUCUGAAGAGACAAACAGAAGAACUGGAGGAGGUCAUUUCGAAACUAAGACACAGCCUAGCAGAAGGCGAGCAUGAGAAGGACCGUCUGAAGGAUCAGCUAGCAGAAGUGCAGGAGGAGAAUGUGAAGAUUGAGGGAUUAAUGAAUUUCCUGGAGGAGGAAAAGCAGAGGCUGCAGGACAAAGUAGAGAGAAUGACGCAAGAUGCUAAAGAAACGGUGUUAGAAUUGGAGCGCAUGCGCACUCGGCACGGCUUGUGUGCCAAAGAGCGCUCUCCGUCUCGACUGGACGCUUUUGUAAAAAGCUUGGAAGAAGAAAGGGACCACUACAGACACGAGGCGGAGAAAUACCGAAAAACAAGGGGCGGGGCAGGCAGUGUGAGUCCUUCCAAGAGCAGAAGUCCUAGAGGGCGUAGGAACUGGCCUGUAAGAGAAGAGAGUGCGGACACUGAGCUGUCACAUGCUCUAAGAGAGAGAGAUGAGCUGCAAGCCAUGUUGCUGGGCUUUGAGAAACACAUGGAAGACAUUCAGAUGAAAGUCAAACUGCUCACCACUGAGAGAGACCAGCUCAGCACCCAAUAUCAACAGGCUAAGGAGGAGCUGCAGAGAGUUCGUAGCAAGUCAGCGUUUUCUCCUGAUCUGCAUCAAAGAAUGAGAGAGGAGAGAGAGCAGGCAGACACCGAACUCCAUAAAGUCACAACAGAAAGAGACACUCUCCGUGAGAGACUCAAGGUGGCUCAGACAUCAGCUCUGACUGACAGAGAACAAGAAGAGAUAAGAAUAAUGGAGCUGGAGAACACUGUUCAGCUGCUGGAGAGAGAGCGGGCAGAUUUGCGCACUCAAGUGGCCGUAUUAAAGGAGAGGCGGGUAGCCUUUGAAGAUGAGCUGAAGGCCCGCUCCACAGCCUUGCUUCAGAACGCAGAAGAGACAGCCAAGCACAAGGCUGAAAACAGUGCUCUGAGGCUGUUGCAGGAGCAGAUGGAGAACUCUCUCUCUGACGUUCAGCACAGAUUGUCUGUAAAGGCUAGCGAACUACAGGCAGCUCACCAACAGUUAGACAAAUUAGAGGAGAGAAUUACUGAGCUGAGUCGGAAUGGAUCGUCUAAGAAAGAGGAGGUGGCAGCGCUGCAGACUGCCGUGGCAUCUCUGGAUCGAGAGAAGGACGUUUUGCAGGAAGCAGUGGACCAAAAGGCAGAGAGCAUGGUCCUGCUGCAGGACCAACUACACAAGAAGGAAAAGAUGCUGACAGAAGUUCGCCUCACCAUCACCGAAAUGGAGACUUCUUUAGAACACGUAAAGGGAGCGCUGAGCGGCCGCGAGCGUGAGAUAGCUAGUCUGCGGAGGCAGCUCGAUCAGUCACAGGAGGAGCUCUCGUCAGUCAGCCGAGACAGAGAGAUUGCGCUGAGGGAGAACCGCAGGUUACAGGACGACCUGGCCACCAUGACCAGAGAAAACCAGGCAGUGCACAGAGAAAUGGAAGAAGCCCUGAGAGAGAGGAACGAGCUGAAGAUGAGAGUCCAUUCCUAUAUUACCGAAGUGGCCAAGAUUGAGAAAAUAAUGGCGAGUAAGGAACAGGAGAACCGGGAGAUGUUGGAGCGUUUCCGCUCGGCACACAUGGACGCUGAGGAGCGCGAGCUAAAACUGCAGCAGGCCGAGGGUCUCAACAACUCUAUCAAACUGGAGCUUCUCUCCUCCGACACGGAGCGCAGACACCUCCGAGAGAAAGUCUCCCUUCAGGAGAGAGAGAUACAGGAGCACAUGAACGCGCUGCAGGCGUACGAGGCUCAGGCAUCCUCGAUGGUACGGGCAACAACUCGGCUGGAGGAGGAGCUGCAGUCAGCGCGGGCUGAGAAGGCAUCGGUCCUGGCUGAUCUCGCCUCGGUACGAGAGCUCUGCGUUAAACUAGACUCUAGCAAAGAGCUGACCACACGUCAACUCGCUGCCAAGAGCAUGGAACUGGAGAGGGUGACUGGUGAGCUGGAGGAUGUACGCUCAGAGAUGGAGCUCCUGAAGAAACAGCUGGCGAGUGAGAAGCUGACCGUGCGUAACUUGGAGACGCUGCUGUCUACCAAUCGACAGAAAGAGUUUCAGAACCACCUCAGCGCAAGUGAGAGGCAGUCAGAGCUGAAAUUGCAAGACCGCCUGGCUCUCGCAGACAGCAAAACGGCAAGCUACGCUAAAGAGGUUUCUCAGCUGCGUGGAAAAAUGUCUCGGCUCCAGACGGAAAUGGACGCACUGAAGAGGCAGUUGACAACCGAGCGCUUUGAGCGGGAAAGAGCGGUCCAGGAGAUGCGAAGGCAGGGCGUCUCUUUUACUUCACUGCGCAGCUCAUCACCCCUCACUACCUCGCUCAGUCCCCGCCCACUGUCCCCGGAACCUUCUGCGUUACGCACACCUGAGCGCUUAAUUGAAAAAUCACCAGAAUAAAAUGUGAGCUUUAAGGACUAGAGAGGAAAAGCAACCUGAGACUCUUCAGAAAGCAGACAGCGGAAGCUGUUACACUCCGGAAACACUUUUCAUACAUCAUCGCUCUUAUUGUGAAUUGGGUAGGCUGUAUUUUAUUACAGUUAAAAUUCCAUUGUGGCAUGAAUUCGAAAUAAUGUCUUUUUGCAUUCAGAUUAUUUUUUUUUAUUAUUGUAAACAAAAAAAACCCUUAAAUUUAUUCUCGAUUGUUAUUUUUGGAAAUGCAGUGACAUGCUUUUACAGGGACAAACCGUCGAAUUAUGCCACCAAAGCCAAACAGAAUGUUAUACUUUCUUUCUUUUUUUUUUUUCCUAAAAAUUUAAAGAAUCUAACUCACUGUUGUUGUUUUUUUUAUAUUUUUAUAUAUAUAUAUAUAUAUAUAUAUAUAUAUAUAUAUAUAUAUAUAUACUGUAUGUGUAGCUAUUGCAUUUUUAAAUAAGCACUUUUGUGGCACAGGCAGAAGAAUUUGUAAUUCAUUUAUUUAUUUUUUUGUAAAUGAUUUUGGAUUAAAAAGCCUGCAGAGCUUUUAAUGGACCAGACUGUGAACGAGACCGAACAAUACUGUAAGUUGGGAAACGACCCAAGUCCCUCAUGGCUGUCAUUGUUACUGAGAGCUUGCGAACUUCUCUCAAAAUCCAAACCGGUGUUGUGUUUUGUAAGUCAUUUGUAUGUUUUAUUUGAUUCAUUAACUUAUUAAUUUGAAUAAAAAUGUACUUAGUUA
Messenger RNA from Silurus meridionalis, 4521 nucleotides. RefSeq names its product centrosomal protein 135 (gene cep135). The record is from RefSeq and is a predicted model, not a curated record. Lineage: Eukaryota; Metazoa; Chordata; Actinopteri; Siluriformes; Siluridae.